Molecule: messenger RNA, 4245 nt
Organism: Drosophila ficusphila
Lineage: Eukaryota; Metazoa; Arthropoda; Insecta; Diptera; Drosophilidae
Product: leucine-rich repeat-containing protein let-4
Exons: 8
Coding region: 888-2384 (498 amino acids)
Molecular function (GO): protein binding
Source: RefSeq, a predicted model, not a curated record
CAAUCGUCGGUUUUGCCAACCAAACGUGCUUCACCUUCCAUCACCUGACGCUUCGAAACGCUUCUUACACUUUCCGAUUCUGGGCUCUGGAUUCAGGAUUCGGGAUUCAGGAUUCAGGACUCAGGAUUUGGGGGCUUGCCAGUGGGUUAGCGUAGGGAAUGCAACGCUGCAACUGAUUCGCGAGGGCUGAGAAGAGUCUGGCGGAGCCAGAAGGGCCAGAAGUUGGAUCCUGGUUGACACUCUGUGGAUGUAACGGAAUUCAGUGGCAUCGAGUGGAAUCCAGUGGAAAAGCACUGGCGAAGGCAACCUGCCAGCACAUCGAUACUAAGGGACAAAGGAUUAAGGAGCAAAAAAAAGAAAGAAAGAAGGAGGAAAGGGGCGUUCGAGGACUGUUGAAUUAGUGAGGAGCGAAGCAACAAAUACAAACAAACGGGCCAUUCAACAACCUCUCGACGUCGACGUAUCGAUUUUCCGUUACAUCGUUAUACACACACACUAACCCAGUUGGCACACGGCCAUUACGCAUACGCCCCGUAGCCACCCCCGAAAACGAAAGGAAAGAAAGGAAGAGCGUGCGGCAGUUCGACUCCAGCUGCCCCACAAAAGCCGAGAAGCCGAGCGGAGAGAGCCCGUCGGAUUUGUUGCAUCUCGGUGGCACUGGAGGCAUGUUUCAUUUGGCACUCGCCAGCCGCGGACGGACAAACAAUUUAGGGCUACGGCAAUAGCCGUUGUAGAUAGCACCACUCAUCAGCGGCAUCAGCAGCAUCAGAGAACGAGGCGGACGAAGCGAAAGCCACGAGAAGCGCUCUUGGCAACCCCGCGGGACAUCCUUCGCCUACAGAGUCACCCCCGAGAGCCGAGGGUCAACCCACCAGCAGGUGUUCAGCAUGGCGAGGCUCGAGCUGCAGUCGAUGCUCGUGGUGGCGGUGGUGCUGCAGGUGCUGCAGGUGCUGACCCAGGUGCCCCAGGUCUCGGGCCAGGGAACCCCGCAGGCGCAGGUCUGCCCCGAGCAGAGCGCCAUCGCGCCCUGCAUCUGCACGGUGAAGAAGAACGGACUGGACAUCCUGUGCGAGACCACGGACCUGGUCCACAUCACCAAGUCGAUGGGCACGCUCAAGGGCAAGAGCCCCAUCAUCUUCUACCUGAAGCUGCGCCACAACAACCUGCCCAAGCUGCAGGGCUUCGUCUUCCUGGCCCUGGACAUCCGCCACCUGACCAUCCACAACAGCAGCCUGGCGGCCAUCGAGGAGAACGCCUUGAGCUCACUGGGCCCUGGACUUACCCAGCUGGAUGUGUCGCUCAACCAAAUGAAGACGGUGCCCUCGCAGGCCCUGCAGCACCUGUUCCACCUGUUGAUCCUCAAUCUGAACCACAACAAAAUCACCUCGAUCCACAACAACGCCUUCGAGGGACUGGAGACCCUGGAGAUCCUCACGCUCUACGAGAACAAGAUCACGCAGAUCGAUCCCGAGGCAUUCCGAGGACUAGAGGACAAACUAAAACGCUUGAAUUUGGGUGGCAACGAUCUGAGCAGCGUUCCGCAAAAAGCUCUUUCCAUUUUGACCACUUUAAAGAAGUUGGAGAUCCAGGAGAACAAGAUCCGCACCAUAAGCGAAGGCGAUUUCGAAGGACUGCAAAGUUUGGACUCGUUGAUAUUGGCCCACAACAUGAUCACCACCGUGCCUGCCAAUGUCUUCAGCCACCUCACCCAGCUGAACUCCUUGGAGCUGGAGGGCAACAAGAUCAGUUCGCUUGACAAGGACGCCUUCAAGGGUCUGGAAGAGAAUCUGCAGUAUCUGCGUCUGGGCGACAAUCAAAUCCACUCCAUUCCCAGCGAGGCUUUGCGUCCGUUGCAUCGCCUCCGCCACUUGGAUUUGCGCAAUAACAACAUUAAUGUCUUGGCCGAGGAUGCCUUCACUGGAUUCGGGGACUCUCUUACUUUCCUCAAUUUGCAGAAGAAUGACAUCAAGGUUCUGCCGAGUCUUCUGUUCGAGAACCUCAACUCGCUGGAGACGCUGAACCUGCAGAACAACAAGCUGCAGCGCAUUCCGCAGGACAUAAUGGAGCCGGUCAUCGACACGCUCCGCAUCAUCGACAUAACCGAUAACCCGCUGAACUGCUCCUGCGAGCUGACCUGGUUCCCCAAGCUGCUGGAGGACCUGAAGAACAAGGACGACGAAAUGUCGCAGAAGAAGAAGCCGCUGUGCCACAUGUCGCUGGACAACCGCGAGUACUUCGUGCAGGCCAUGCCCACCGAGAAGAUGCACUGCGCCGGCCUCAAUGUGAGUCCCUCGCCCACCAGCGGCGGGCUGAUGCGGAUCCUGCAAGUGAACAUCCUGGCCCAGAUUGCCGUGUGUAGCGUGGCCUUUCUGACUAGCGUCUAAGCCGCAUCUGUCCAGCUAGACGCGAUGUUCUGUGUGGGUCAGUUUCAGCUUCAGUUCAGUUUCAGUUUCAGUUCCACCUCAAGACUCAGUGAUCGGUGAUCCGGUGAUCGGUGAUCAGUGAUAGAAAACGGUGCGGUCGCCAGCCCAGUUCAAUUCGGUUUGAUUCGGUUAACAAAGCCACAAAGAUCCCCCAAAAACAAAAAGAACGCCACUAGACCCCAGAUCACAGACCCUCGUACGUCUACAAACCAUUUCUGUGUUUGUAUUGUAUUGUAUGUUUUCUUAUAGAUCAUAGAGAGUCCGUGAGUUAUGCAGCUCUGCCAGUAAUUAGACUCUGAGAAAGCCGACACCCAAUCGCAAUCACCUUGUUGAAUUGACGCACCUGCAGCGGCAGUGGCAGUGGCAGCGGCAGCAGCACCACCCCAACCAACCAACCAACCAACCAACCAACCACCCAAUCCAAUCCACUCCAGACUUGCACAGUAGCUCGACUCGAAGGGAAGGCUGGCCGAGAUGGGCCAGCGGGAGGAGAUUCGUAUUCGUAUUAGAUGUAAGGCUUGAUUCAGGCACCAGUGCACCUGCGGAGGGAAAUCCAAACCAAAUCAAAUGAAAGCAAACCAAACCAAACCAAACCGAAACCCAAAACAUAUCAGAAUAUUGUUACGUUUAAGCGAGGGAAUUCGUUGUUAUACGCGUUAAUCAGUACAAUGUACGAGGCACAAUACUGCGUACAAUUUACAGUGUACAAUGUGUUGUAAGGAUAAAGGAUACCCGUUUACUAUGUGUAGUCUAUCGUCUAUCGUCGUCUUGUCGUCGGUGUUGUGAGAUACAAUCAUUACUAACGCGUUUCGUAGCCCCCGUCACCAGUCACCAGUUUCCAGCCCUUCUGCACCCCAGAGCAAUCCAACCUACAAAUUUAAGGCUCAGCGAGUUUAUCCGUGCACCAGGCUUAUCCUCUCAACUGUUACCAAUUGCGGCUCCACUUUGGGGGCCAGAGGCAAGGCGAAACGGGGGAAGACACAAGAGAACACGUCAUUUGCAUCAAUCACCAAGAACUGAUUAUGGAAUAAGUAGUUUGUACUCUUUAUUUGCCACGAAGAAGGGGCAAGUACUCCCAAUCCCGAUCCCGUUCCCAGUAUCCAGUAUCCAGUAUCCAGUAUCCAGUAACCAGUAUCCAUUACCAUUACGAAAAUGAGAAAUGAAAAAUGCAUAUCGUUAAAUUGUUAUUAUAUCGUGACAUAUCAAGAGCUCCCAGUAGUAAGACACUCGGAUGGCUCGACACACUGCUAAGAUAGAGACAUUUUAUAGAAUUUACUUACAUUUUUGAGGCAUCUGGCAAGUUUGAUAUUUACGCAGGAAGCGAGUUAAGCAAAUGUAUAUGCAGAGUGGAAUUUUUGAAAUUUUUUAUACAUAUACUUUUAUACACUCAUACGUACGUACCUUUUCAAUUAUGUCUAUGCAAACUAAGUUGUAACUCGAUUAGCGAUUGACACAGGACACUCCGAUCCGCCCGCUUCCGCCUCCGCUCCCCAUUCCCGAUCCUCCCCCUCCGAUCCCCCGCCCGAUCGACCGGUGGCUUGGGUCAGUAGCCACCCACUGGUGGGCGGCGGAACGAAGGGGUCGGAGCGAAGGGAGCGGUCGCGGUCGCGGUACCGGAAAUAUUUUCUAGAGAACUCGCCGCAGCCCCGAUUCGGGUCAGUUUCCUUUGGCUAGAGCUGUUCUCUUCGAAAUAUUGCUAACAACAGAACCCCAUCGAAAGCUGGGCAUGCAAACAAUGCUCUCCAUGUGAGCAGUAGCUCCCCCACGGGAACACCGAUAAUCUAACUAAUAAAGAAUCCAUGUUGGUUACAAAUGCAAGCAA